This is a messenger RNA of Microplitis mediator, 1067 nucleotides long. RefSeq names its product rho GDP-dissociation inhibitor 1 (gene RhoGDI). Gene Ontology annotation, molecular function: Rho GDP-dissociation inhibitor activity; protein binding. NCBI's taxonomy places the organism in Eukaryota, Metazoa, Arthropoda, Insecta, Hymenoptera, Braconidae. Bases 226 to 837 code for a protein of 203 amino acids. Gene Ontology annotation, biological process: Rho protein signal transduction. Gene Ontology annotation, cellular component: membrane; cytoplasm; cytosol. The transcript is spliced from 4 exons. The record is from RefSeq and is a predicted model, not a curated record.
AUGAAAAUGCUGAAUAAAAUAUUGUAGUAUUUUAAUAAAAUUAAAUAGUGAGAGUUGAAAUAAAAUGAAUACGAAAGCAGGAAGUAACCCGCCCUUGAUAUUAUGACUCCGCCAUGUUGUUGCUUUUCCGUAUGUCUGAGCCGACGACGAUUUGCGGCCGAGUGAGACCGUGACAACAGGAGUGUCGUGUGUGUGAUCGUGAAUACUGAGAUAAAGUUAUUAAGUAUGGCAGACUCAACUGGAGAUCAUGCUGACAAUCAGAGAGAAGAAGAAUUAGAAGUUGAGUCUAAUUACAAACCACCACCGGAGAAAACGAUAGAACAAAUUUUGGAGGCUGAUAAAGAUGACGAGAGUCUACGAAAAUAUAAAGAGACGUUAUUGGGGGAGGCUAAAUCUGGCGGAAUUGUCGUUGAUUCAAAUGAUCCACGUAAAGUUAUCGUUAAAAAAUUGGCGCUUUGUGUGGCUGGAAGACCUGAUAUGGAAUUAGAUUUAACUAAAGAUCUAACUCAGUUGAAAAAACAAACAUUUGUGAUUAAAGAAGGUGUCAGUUAUCGAAUUCGUAUUGAUUUUAUUGUACAGCGGGAAAUUGUUCAUGGGUUAAAAUACAUUCAAAAAACCUACAGGCUUGGAGUACCCGUGGACAAAAUGACACAUAUGGUUGGCUCUUAUCCACCUAAAACUGAAAUACAAUCUUAUACAACACCAGCAGAAGAUGCACCAGCUGGAGUAAUGGCUCGUGGAUCGUAUACCGUCAGUUCUUUAUUUACAGAUGAUGAUAAAUAUGAACAUCUAAAAUGGGAAUGGUCGUUUGAUAUUAAAAAAGAUUGGAAAGAGUAGAUUUUAUUAAUUUUUUUUUUUUGUUUCUUUUUUUUUUUUUUUUUCUCCAAGUAUUGCAUUACGCAAUCACGUCAAGUCACCAUAGCCUUAAACUCUGAUAAAGAAAUUAAAUAAUUGCAUUUAUAAUAUAUAUGUAUACCUAUAUAAAUAUUGACGAAGAGAAUUGCCAAAAUGAUUUUUUCCAAUUGAUAAAUUCAUCGUCUUUUUUUUUUAGAAUUAAUUUUUACAAA